Molecule: messenger RNA, 689 nt
Organism: Trachemys scripta elegans
Lineage: Eukaryota; Metazoa; Chordata; Testudines; Emydidae
Gene: RPS11
Product: ribosomal protein S11
Exons: 5
Coding region: 167-643 (158 amino acids)
Biological process (GO): translation
Cellular component (GO): cytosolic small ribosomal subunit; ribosome
Molecular function (GO): structural constituent of ribosome
Source: RefSeq, a predicted model, not a curated record
CGCCCCUGUGCGAGUCAGCCCCGCCCCUCCGCUCAGGCCCCGCCCCUGCUGGGACGGAGCGGUCGCCUCCCGCGCUCCCUGUGCGUCGUGAGGUCACUUCCGGCGCGGCGGCGGAUAAGCGGCCCCGUGCGGCUGCUGCGGCCUCUUUUGCCUCGCGCAGCGCAAGAUGGCGGACACGCAGACUGAGAGGGCUUAUCAGAAACAGCCUACCAUCUUCCAGAACAAGAAGCGGGUGCUUCUGGGAGAGGGAGGCAAGGAGAAACUCCCCCGUUACUACAAGAACAUUGGCCUGGGCUUCAAGACUCCCAAAGAGGCCAUUGAGGGCACCUACAUUGACAAGAAAUGCCCGUUCACUGGUAAUGUCUCUAUUCGUGGUCGUAUCCUGUCAGGUGUGGUUACCAAGAUGAAGAUGCAGCGUACCAUCGUCAUCCGCAGGGAUUACUUACACUAUAUCCGCAAGUACAACCGUUUUGAGAAACGCCACAAGAACAUGUCCGUACAUCUCUCCCCCUGCUUCAGGGAUGUCCAGAUUGGGGAUAUUGUGACUGUGGGGGAAUGCCGUCCCCUCAGCAAGACAGUCCGAUUCAACGUCCUCAAGGUCACAAAGGCUGCCGGCACCAAGAAGCAGUUCCAGAAGUUUUAAAGGCGACAAAUGGAUGAUCAGGAUGAAUAAAAGUUUUGUAAAAGUC